Messenger RNA from Annulohypoxylon maeteangense, 2095 nucleotides. Its product is annotated as DEAD-domain-containing protein. Gene Ontology annotation, molecular function: RNA helicase activity; mRNA binding; ATP binding. The transcript is spliced from 2 exons. The record is from RefSeq and is a predicted model, not a curated record. Gene Ontology annotation, biological process: P-body assembly; cytoplasmic stress granule assembly. The coding region runs from base 449 to 2002 and encodes 517 amino acids. NCBI's taxonomy places the organism in Eukaryota, Fungi, Ascomycota, Sordariomycetes, Xylariales, Hypoxylaceae. Gene Ontology annotation, cellular component: cytoplasmic stress granule; P-body.
CCCUUUGAAUUCUAGUCUAUUGAUCUUCAAGCUGAUGAAGCUGGGUCCUUUUUAGCGUCAUCCAGACCUUUAAAAAUACCCACAGCUCCGCUGACUUUUAAAGAGCCAAUCCACUUUCGACAAUUUCACGACCUAGAUAGGUAUUUCACGAAUCCACGCACAAAUCACCUUUCCGCCCGACAAACAGUUGUCAUACCUAACCCCGGAACCUCCUUAAAUACGACAUUUACAACACCGCUCUCACGAUAGUUCGCUCCUAUUAGAGCCUCUCACACUUUACCACAUCACCCGGCGUCUCCUCACACAAUCACAUUCUUCCCUUGCGUGCUCACCUCUCAGUGGUACACGGUCCGCGCAGGAAGUUGAUUAUUAGACCGUAGCAUCUUGAUCACCCACAGACCUCAACUCGAGACAAUUCCGCAUCAUCGACGCGGAUCCAACAAAUAUAAUGACGGACUCUUUAGCAGCGAAGUUAAGGGCCUCGACCCUCAACGAUGCCCCGCAGACCGAUGAUUGGAAAAAGAGUCUAAACAUCCCUCACCGCGACAACAGACACCAAACAGAGGACGUCACAAACACUAAGGGCUUAGAAUGGGAGGAUUUCAACCUUAAGCGAGACCUGUUAAUGGGCAUCUUCGAAGCUGGCUUUGAGAAACCAUCCCCCAUUCAAGAAGAAUCGAUACCGGUAGGCCUGACCGGACGAGACAUCCUAGCCCGAGCGAAGAACGGUACUGGUAAGACGGCAGCUUUCGUCGUACCAGCUCUAGAACGAAUUAACCCCAAGGUCAACAAAAUUCAAUGCUUAAUAUUGGUACCAACGAGAGAACUCGCUAUGCAAACAUCUCAGGUCUGUAAAACUCUCGGCAAGCACUUAGGAGUCAACGUCAUGGUCACUACAGGAGGUACCACUCUCCGCGAUGAUAUCGUCCGUCUUCAGGAUCCCGUCCACAUAGUAGUGGGCACUCCCGGCCGUAUCCUCGAUCUAGCUGGCAAGAACGUCGCCGAUCUCAGCGAAUGUCCCAUGUUCAUCAUGGACGAAGCCGACAAGCUGCUUUCUAUCGAGUUCACCCCCGUCAUCGAACAACUACUCCAGUUCCAUCCCAAAGAUCGCCAGAUCAUGCUCUUCUCGGCCACCUUCCCAUUGUCCGUUAAGGAUUUCUCAGAUAAGAACAUGGAAAGACCUUACGAGAUCAAUCUCAUGGACGAACUGACGCUACGUGGUAUCACUCAAUACUACGCCUUCGUCGAAGAGAAGCAGAAGGUCCACUGCUUAAACACGCUCUUUUCUAAGUUGCAGAUCAACCAGUCCAUCAUCUUCUGCAACUCGACCAAUCGUGUGGAACUGCUGGCCAAGAAGAUAACAGAGCUUGGCUAUUCAUGUUUCUACAGCCAUGCUAGAAUGGCGCAACACGCACGUAAUCGUGUUUUCCACGAUUUCCGUAACGGUGUCUGCCGUAAUCUCGUCUGUUCCGAUCUCCUGACUCGAGGUAUCGAUAUUCAGGCUGUAAAUGUUGUUAUCAACUUUGACUUCCCUAAGAAUGCGGAAACCUAUCUACACAGAAUUGGUCGGUCCGGGCGAUAUGGCCAUCUUGGCUUAGCCAUCAACCUGAUCAACUGGGAUGAUAGAUUUAAUUUGUACAACAUCGAGAAGGAUCUAGGCACCGAGAUCCAACCGAUUCCUGCUACUAUCGACAAGAGUCUCUACGUUUACGAUAACCCGGAGAGCAUCCCUCGUCCGGUCAAUACGUACGCCGCUAGACCGUUGAACUCUAGCUCCCAGCCCCAGGCAAUCGAGCAAUCGAACAACGUGCUAUCUCAGGGUAGAGGGCAAGGUAGCCAAAGCAACCGUGGCGGGCAUUUCAACGAUUCGCAGCCCUCUCAGUAUGGUCAAUCCAACCGUGGAGUAGGUCGUGGCGGUAACCGCGGUGGAAACCGUGGUCGAGGACGCGGUUACAACAAUUAUCGUGGCGGCGGCCGAGGCCAAGGUCAGCCACCCCAGUAAGCCCAGGCUUAUACACCGACGCAUUUAGACCCAGUGAGUGCCGGAAAUUCGGCAUCGACGCGGUUCUCAUGGAGUUUCAUCCCAUUUCCACUG